This is a messenger RNA of Cryptococcus amylolentus CBS 6039, 3527 nucleotides long. RefSeq lists its product as hypothetical. The record is from RefSeq and is a predicted model, not a curated record. The coding region runs from base 63 to 3527 and encodes 1154 amino acids. Lineage: Eukaryota; Fungi; Basidiomycota; Tremellomycetes; Tremellales; Cryptococcaceae. Gene Ontology annotation, cellular component: Golgi apparatus; COG complex. The transcript is spliced from 4 exons. Gene Ontology annotation, biological process: intra-Golgi vesicle-mediated transport.
ACACGUCGCUCUCUAUCUCUAUCUCUAUCAUCGAUACCUAUACAAGCAGGGAGACAGCCACAAUGCCCCCACGGCAGCACCCCGCCUACCACGCCGCCCCGUCCUAUCCCACUACAUCCCCCCACGAGCACACCCACACCCCCUCAUCGUCCCAUCGCAGUACCCCCGUGUCGCCUGCUGCUUCCCGUCAUUCGAGGCAUCCGUCGCAGUCUUCGAGCUUCAGUCAACGCAGAGGGAAGGGAAGUACAUGGGGGAAGGGCGAUGUACCGCCCGUCCCUGCGUUACCCGACUAUGCUAGGAGGUACUCGGAGAAGAGCGCUUGGUCCCUACCUCCUGUCCCCGGUGCUGCCGCAUACUCGCCCUCGGUCGGCGGCACCUCGACAGCAGAUACCCUCCGCGGCAGUACGCCCUACCGCCGCCGCAGGCGUCAGAACAAAGAUCCUCUAGCCACUCCCGGUACGCCCGGUACACCAGGGUCCGGGGGCGGGGCGGAUGGAGAAGAUUGGGCAGAGGUGGAGCCUGAUGAGGUGUUUAGGCGCUUACCGGUGGGCGAGGUGAAAAGGAUCGAGGCAAAGAUGAGGAGUGAGGCGCUGGGGAAGCAGAGUGAAUUGAGGUCCAUGGUCGGGACGAGGUACAGAGAUCACCUCACCUCUGCAUCGCAGAUAACUACCCUGCGCUCAUCCUCCCUCCGUCUGUCGGACAAUCUCAAAAAAGUCGUGUCGGGAUGCACAGAUCCGACCGGUCUGGGCGACGGCGCCCAUCGGGAUGGGACGGACGACGAUGCAGCGUCGAAUACGAGCGAGGGCGAAGAGGUGGUACAUAUGCUGCCUGCUGCAGCUCACAUGAAGCUUCUACUCGACGCUCCUGAAGCCCUGUACGCAUUACUAGGAUCCAAAAACUUCCUCCAAGCCUCUUUCCUCUGGCUCAUCUCCCGCUCCACCAAAGAAUCCCUCUCCUCCCUCCCUCCCGCCCAAUCAGCGCCUUACCUGCACUUGUUCGGGAAACAGUGGGAGCUGCUCGCGCCUCUGCGGGGGGCGAUAGCGCAAAGAGCUGGAGAGUCUUUGAAAAACUGGCAAGCCGACGGCGAGAGUUCGAAUUCGAGCUCGAGUUCGAGUUUGAGUGAGAAGGAGCAAGAGAAGGAGGUGGCGGAGUGUUUGCUUGGGUUGGUGCUGGUGGAAGGGCUCGGGGUUGGGGAUGCGCUGGCAUCGUUCUUGAACCAGAGGGCGAAAGCCGUCAAGGAGAUCCUCAACCACCCAUCCUCUUCUUUUUCAUCUUCUUCCAAGCGUCAAUCCCUCUCCCCUCAAACAUCCCGUCGCUCCAGGGCCCGAACCAACUCGCUCCUCUCCCAAAACCCCACCAACCCCACCCGAGAGCGAGAGAGUAUCGCCAAAACACUCGUCUCCGCCGUAAAGUGCUUGCUCCAAACGGCCCAGACUGCCCGCGCCGUGUUUGGCCCGAGAGCAAGUGGGAGUGGGGUAAAAGAGGGGAAAGAGAGUUUGUUUGAAGAGAUGAUCCGGUUGGUUCAGAAAGGCGAGAGCUCAGCGGGCGGCGUGGGGGUGGGGUCGUCGCCUCUGAAGGGUGUCCAAACCCAGGCUCCGGCUUCGAGGCACGCGUCAAAGCACCAAAGACGCACCAGCAGACUUCUCUCCAUCUCCCUCCCUCUCCCCGUCCCCCAAGCUUCUUCCAGCACCACCACCGGCAAGGACGCUCAAGCCCACCCCUCGCGCCCCCCCAUCUCAGCCCCCCAAACCCUCCUCCCCCUCCCCUCCUCCCAGAUCCUCCUCCGCCACCUGCCCAACCCCAUCACCUCCUUCACCCCCUUCAUCACCCCCGGCCCGCCGGUCGAUACCGAAGCUGUCGUCCAAGCGUGGGAGCGCGGGUUGGUCGGCGUGUUUCGGCAGGAGGUCGGGGAGGGGUGGUUGGGCGGGUUGAAGAGUGUGAGGGAUGUGUGGUUUGUGAGGGAAAAGGUGCUUGAUGUCCUUCGUUCCUUCUCCCCUGGGUCGACCGUCUGUGGGGAAUUCGAAAAGACGCUCGAAAGCGGAUGGACAUCCCGCGUCGAAAGCGUAUGGGACGAGAACCUCGCUUCGCUCGUCACCUCGAUCCACUCCACCGUCCUCUCUGGUGCGACAGAGUACAACGCUUCAGACUCGGACUCGGGGGCCGGGGGGGAUAAAGAUCCUCAAGGAUGGCUGUUGCAAGAAUUCGAGCUCCCCUUCGACAACCUCCCCACCUCCUCUUCCCUCCUCUCCCUCUCCUCGCCUCCUUCCGCCUCCGGUCCAUCCGGUCCAAACACCACCACCACCGCCUACAAAACAUUCCUCACCUCCCUCCGCGCCCGCGCCCAACUCCGCACCCCCCUUCUCGACACCGUCCUCUCCAAAAUCGAAGCCCUCGCAAAGGCCAUGCGCGAGGAUCUGCUUGUGGAUCUGCCACCAGCUUUGAGGGAGAGUUAUGGGCGGAAGGUGGGGGAGGUUUGGGGGGAUGUUGUUGGGGCUUUGGAGAGGGUUCUUGAACAAGUGGGAGCCGGAGCUGCGGAGGGGGGAGGGGUGAUAGAAGGGGAGGGAGAGGGAGAGGGAGAGGGAGAGGGAGGGGGGAAGGGAGAAGGGAAGGCGGGGAAAGAGUUGUUCGUUGGCAGAGUUGCGCUGUACCUCUCAGAGAAGAGUGUGUUCUUACAAGACCUUGCUGGAGAAACUGUACUCGACCGAGAAAAAGUACAAAAGUCAUUACUCAACAUCCACGCAAGAUCAACACAAACCUGGCAAAAAGCCAGUCUAACCCACGCGCUAUCGCUCCUCGGACCGCUCUUCUCUCCUCUGCGUACGGAUAUCGAAAUCACCGCCUUCUGGCCUACCUCCCCAUCCCCAUCUGCAUCUCACGCCCACGCCCUCCCGGCAUCGCCGUCCCAACCAAUCAUACAGGCCCUGUCUGCGCUCGCCAAAGCGACAACACAGCUGGGCAUCCCGAGCGAUGUAAUGGAACGCGUCGGGGUGGUGAGGGGGUUGCUGGAAGAGGUUAUCGAGGGCGUUGUGGGGCUGCCAGGGUGGGGCGAGAGGUUGGCUCUCCUCAGCUCCGGCUCCGGCUCCGGCCCAGGGUCAGGCGGGGGGGCGUGGGAAGAACAAGCCAUCGUCGAUAUCGCCUUCCUCCUCUUCCUAACACCCUCCAACCCCCUCACCCACCCCCUCAUCCAACGACUCCUCCUCACCCUACCACCCGCUUCACGCGCCGCCUUGAGUGAGUCUCUCCAAGGGAUCAACCUCCAGACCCUGCGCCAGAGCCAGCUCCUCCUGCAUCCUCUGACUUUACACCUGUCCCCCGCCUCCGUUGGCGUGCCGAACGGACCGGAGAGUGUCGCCAAGGCCGGGGGUGGGGGUGGGGGUGGGUAUAGGCCGGAUAAGAAUGCGUUCUUGUUACGGUUUGGAGCGCCUGUUACGACUUCUGGGACUGGGGCGGGAGGGAGCGAGUUUAGGAGCCCGGUGCCGGUUGGGAAGAUUGGUAAGAGGAUGGGGUUGUUGAGUUUGGCUGUAUGA